Messenger RNA from Histoplasma capsulatum G186AR, 1353 nucleotides. Its product is annotated as phosphotransferase enzyme family protein. The record is from RefSeq and is a predicted model, not a curated record. The transcript has a single exon. Lineage: Eukaryota; Fungi; Ascomycota; Eurotiomycetes; Onygenales; Ajellomycetaceae. The coding region runs from base 1 to 1353 and encodes 450 amino acids.
AUGGAUUGGGAUCAGUUGGCGGAGGAAAAGUCGCAAAAGGUGUAUGCCGGCUGGUUAAAACUUCUUUUGCAAAACUCCCCAGCCUUGCCCCUCAAGCUUGCUACUCAGCAUCGUCCUGGUUUUCAAGCUACUAGAGUUUCAGAUUUCACAACUGGCUCGUUCAAUAUGUGCUGUACUGUCUCCUUUGAAGAUGGUUUCCAUGUUAUUGUUAGGUUUCCUAUUCUGGGCCGAAGUCGCUUCCGCUGUGAAAAAACUAGUGAUGAGCUCUUGGUGAUGGCCUUUAUUGCUCGGCACACAUCUAUCCCCAUCCCGACUGUCCUUGGAACUGGAAAAUGGGGCUGUGGUCCUUACAUUGUCACAACCGUCAUUGAGGGCACUUUGCUUUCUAGAUGCCUCCGAGAUCCUUCUGUGUUAGCACCAAGCCUGAAUCCUGAUGUUUCUAAAUCAGACUUGGAGAUCGCCUUCUCUGGGAUGGCUCAAAUUGUGCUAGAGCUCUCCAAGCCGGUAUUUAAGUAUAUUGGAGGCUUGAAAUGGGACUCUGGGAAGUGGAGGGUUUCAAAGCGGCCUCUAACUCUCAACAUGAAUGAGCUUGUACGCGUGGGAAAUUUCCCUCCCGACAAAUUUGUUGAUUGUAAUCACAUCUUUGCAAGUGCCUCUGGAUACUUCCAGCAACUGGCAGAGCAACAGUUUUUGCACCUCAAAUAUCAACGCAAUGAUGCCAUCACCAAUGAGGACGACUGCCGGAAGAAAUAUGUGGCUCGCUGUCUUUUCAAGCAAAUAGCACAGCGGGUCACAGUUCAACAUGGCCGAUACCACCUCUACUGCGACGAUUUGCGCCCAUCAAAUGUCCUUGCAAUGGGGUCUAGCUUGAAGAUCACUGGUGUCAUUGACUGGGAGUAUAAAUAUGUCGCCCCCGCUGAAUUUACAUACAGUGCUCCAUGGUGGCUCCUAUUCGAAAGCCCAGAGGCUUGGGACUUGAACAACUUCAUGGACCGAUACCGCCCUCGCCUCAAACUAUUCCUUGAGGUACUCCGUGUUUAUGAAGAUGAGCAGAUUCGCCAAGGCAGUCUAAGGGAAUCACAGCGUCUAUCAGAUAGGAUGGCGCUCUCUAUUGAAGAUGGGCUCUUUUGGUUUUGUCUCGCAGCCAGAAAAAGCUUCAUGUUUGAUGAGAUCUAUUGGGCAUAUCUUGAUGAACAAUACUUUGGGCCUUUGAGCUCUCUUGAUGACCGGCUUUCCCUUUUGACCCAAGAUGAACGGGACCAAAUGGAGGAUUUUGUUCGGGCAAAAGUGCAGCAGAAAGAGGAAAGGAGGUUGGAUGAACACCAAACAUUUGAUGAAGUUUUUGACUUAUAG